Thecamonas trahens ATCC 50062 is the source of this 2319-nucleotide messenger RNA. Its product is annotated as NhaC Na:H antiporter family protein. Gene Ontology annotation, cellular component: membrane. The transcript has 3 exons. Bases 1 to 2304 code for a protein of 767 amino acids. The record is from RefSeq and is a predicted model, not a curated record. Lineage: Eukaryota; Apusomonadida; Apusomonadidae.
AUGGCGUGUUUGCUCCUUGCCAGUGCGGCAUGGGCCACUAAGACCGUCUCGUGCGACCAAGGCUCCGGCAUGCUGCUGCCCGAGGUCAUGCUGACGCACAUCAGAGUCAAGCCGCAGCUCGUGCUCACGCCGUACUACAACAACUCGCUGUGGGCAAGCAACCUGACCAUUUCGCAGCGGAUCCACACGCCGAGCCACGGGUGGCGGCCGUGGGUAGUCGGGCACGUGGCGACGGAGUUGGCGAACGGGACGCGUGUGCUCGAUCACGACGUGCCGUCGUUUGUUGUCAACUCGGCGGGGAUGGUCCGGCUGGAGGUCAUUGUCCGUGCGGCCGGAAGCACGGACUCGCUCUGUGGCUUUACCACGAUCCGGCGGGUGCUUCCGGGGUGGGUCUCGGUCCUCCCUCCGAUGCUGACGACUGUGGUGGCGAUUGCCUUCCGGCAGGUCCUCCUCGCGCUGUUCUCGGGCGUCUGGCUGGCGGCGUUUCUGCUCAACCGGCUCGACCCGCUCGAGGGUCUGCUGCGGUCGGCAGACACGUACUGGGUGCAGGCUAUCGAGGGCUCGGGUCACCCCGGCGUCAUUCUGUUCACCUUUUUCCUCGGCGGGUGCAUCGGGAUUGUGUCCAAGAUGGGCGGGACGCUCGGGCUGGCCAAGGUAGUGACCAAGCUGACCAAGUCGUCGUUUUCGGCCAAGGUCUGUACGCUUGCCAUGGGCCUUGUCAUCUUCUUUGAUGACUAUUCGUCAAUUCUAAUUGUGGGCUCGACGAUGAAGCCAAUUCUGUCGCGGCUCGCGGUCUCGCCGGCCAAGUUUGCCUUUCUCAUCCAUGUCAUGGGCGCGUGCCUGGCGUCGUUUGCGCCGGUCUCGUCGUGGGUCGGCGUGGAGGUCGGCUACAUUCAGACGCAGUACGAGCAGUUGGGGCUCGACGGCGAUGCGUUUGUCAUUUUCCUGCAGACCAUCCCGUACCGGUUCUUCCCUGUCCUCAUGAUUGUCUUUGUUUGGAUCCUCACGCUAAUGCGGCGCGACUUUGGGCCGAUGCUGGCACUCGAGGAGGAUGCGCUGGCGGAGCAGGAGGCGGUGUCGCGACGGCGGACCGACUCGUCGAUGUCGAUGGCGUCAUCGCGGCGCGGCAUGUCUAUCAACUCGGCCAAGUAUGCACUGCGGUCGGGCGAGGUCGGCGGUGGGCUCGGAUACUCGACGACCGGCGACCCGAUUCUUGUCCGCGGGCUCUCGUCGAACGAGACGAGCAUGCGGGUGGGCGACGAGCCGCGACUGCUGUCCGGGGCGAGCUCGGACAGUGGUUCAGGCGACGGGGCCGGGGCUGGUGACGGCGGGGCGCUGGCCCCCAAGCCGGGCGCGCCGCAGCGCUGGUUCAACGCUGCCAUUCCAUUUGGCAUCAUCAUUGUGGUCACGUUUGUGGGCAUGUACCUCGACGGGUACUACACGCUGCGCGGCGAGAAGAACCCGCCGCCGCGGACGCUGGUCAACAUCUUCUCCAACGCCAACUCGAUCGACGCGCUGCUCUGGGCGUCGCUGUUGGGCACGAUGGCGGCGCUCUUCCUCGCGCUACUGCAGUGCAUUCUCACGCUGUCUGAGGCCAUGGAGGCAUGGGUCGAGGGCGUCAAGGACAUCCUGGAGGCGAUCAUCAUCCUGCUGCUGGCGUGGGCCCUCGGCGGAGUCAUCUUUGAUUUGCAAACGGCUGCAUUCCUCUCGGAGAUCUGCAAUGGCAUCCCGGUCGGCAUCCUUCCGCUCAUCAUCACCCUCACGGCCUUCCUCAUGUCGUUUGCCACGGGCUCUGCUUUUGGCACCAUGGGCAUCCUCUUCCCUCUUGUCGUCCCGCUCGCCUACACGCUAUCGACCAAGUCAACCGCGCACGCAGCGUCCAACGUCGUCCUCCAGUCGGUCUCGUCGGUGCUGUCGGGCGCGGUGUUUGGCAACGUCAUUGCGCCGAUUGCCGAUAACUCGGUGCUCGCGUGUAUGGUCUCUGGUGCCGACAUUCCGCUGCACAUCUCGUCGAUGGCGUUGUACGUCGGCAUUGUCUCGGUCGUCUCGCUGCUGGGCGGGACCAUUCCGUGCGGGCUCGGGUGGUACCCGUCGUGGGUCGGCCUCCUCAUCUGUACAGCCAUCCUCAUUGGCAUUGUCUUUGUGUUUGGCAAGGUGCCAUCGGUAGACCGGGGGAUGGCGCGGAUCAGCGAGCGGACCGCGCUUCUCAGCGGAGCGGUGGCCGAGUCGGGCGGCGUCGACUUUUACGAGACCGAUGUGCCCCAGAAGCGGCGCAUCUUCUGUCCGUGCUGGAGGUCGAAGUAAAGUGAUUUAGCUCUG